This is a messenger RNA of Anthonomus grandis grandis, 1598 nucleotides long. RefSeq names its product protein charybde-like. Gene Ontology annotation, cellular component: cytoplasm. Gene Ontology annotation, biological process: apoptotic process; regulation of TOR signaling; negative regulation of signal transduction. The record is from RefSeq and is a predicted model, not a curated record. The transcript is spliced from 3 exons. Lineage: Eukaryota; Metazoa; Arthropoda; Insecta; Coleoptera; Curculionidae. Bases 139 to 621 code for a protein of 160 amino acids.
GAUCGCGAUCAGCAGUUGAGCAGAUUCAGUCGCAGGGUGAAGUUCGUAGUAGUAAGAAGCCGGCUGCCGGUUUUUCUUUGUCUUCUUAUUUGUGAUACUUAAAUUUGUUAAAACUUAAAUUUUUUUUAAAUUGUGAUCAUGGAAGUUCUUUCGAUUAAUAAUAACCAGAAGUACAGCAUUGAAGAAGAAUGGGACGCGUCCGAGUAUUUGGACUCAAACGCUCCGGCUGUGAUAGAGGCGCUCUCGAAACGGUUAGAGGCCGAACUGAAAGACGCCAAAAAUACCCAUCUGAUGGUGGAGGAGGUGUUGCUUCCCAACGGGUUGACCCGGAGGAUCGCCCAAGACAUUUUCAAGAGGGCAGACAAUGAGCCCUAUGGUCUUAGGGGUUGCAUCCUGAAGAUCAACUUUGAAACCGAGGGGGUUACUAGGAAAAUUAGUGCUUUCCAUUGUGACCCCACAACACCAGCCACUUUUGAAAUCUACCUUACUUUAAAGCAGAACACUGCAAGCUGGAAUCAUUUCCUGCCACAAUUUUUAAAAAAGAUAACCAGUGGUCCAGUAAUAAUAAGUCCAGAUUACCAGGUAGAACUAAAGAAGCUCUACCGUUCUUCUUUAUAUUAAAGAGUCAAGCUUUAAUUCUCAGGAUCAAAUCCUGAAUUUAUAUGAAAAGACUGAAUUGUCUAUCUAAUGAAGGAUAGAAGUUUGUCUCGUAUUAUCAGAAUGAUGAAGGGGUGUGUUUUUUGUACAAACUUGUGUUGAAUUUAAAAGAUUUAAUUUGUAAGGGUAAGCAACUAACUGUGUAUCACAUUGUUUCUUAAAAAGUUUAUUAUUAUUAUAUUUGACCUAUUUCAUAUGGUCACAAUGUGUUUUCUUAUGUAUAUCAUAGGUUUAAGUGAGUUUCAGAUCUAUAUUUUGUCUAUAUAGGUAUUAUAGUGAUAUAAUGAGUUGAAAAAUUUAAUUAUUAUAAGCAAUACAACUGUGACGAGCGAAAUCGAGAUUUUAAAAAGAGAAAAUCUCGAAAUGAUUUUAGUGAUUUCUAAGAAAUCUGCUUAAAUUGUGAUAAUUUUGUUUUAAUUAUUUUUUUUUUCUUUGGGAAUAUAGAAACAACGUGAUGAUUGUUAAUAUGUUUUUUGUGAUAUUAGUUAGAUGAGUCUUAAUUUCAGUAUUAAAUUCGCUAAUUCUGAAUCAGAUGACAUACAUAAUCAGUAGUUUUUAGGUAGUAGUUGUGAUCUCAAAUUAUAUUGUGUAUGAAGUGAGUUGCUGUUAUCUCUAAACGAGGCCUUGCGGACAAUAAUAUUGAAUGAUGGUUUUAAAAAAAAUCCUCUUACAUUAAAGAGGAUCGAAAGAGGGUCUCUGCAGUAAUAACAUCAACGUCAAAGUUUAAGAUGUAAACGAACUAUAUAUAUAUAUAUAUAUAUAUAUAUAUAUAUUACGUAGCGCUAAGAAAUUUUGUACUUUUUACAGAUUGUCAUAAUUAUUGUAAAAUUAGUACGUUUUUUUCUAUUGUAAAUGUGAUAGUACAGGAUUCUGUGCAAAGCUUUUUUUUAUACUUAUGCAGAACAUUAUUAUUACAAAAAUAAAAAAAAUCUAAUAUUUUA